Messenger RNA from Musa acuminata subsp. malaccensis (wild Malaysian banana), 3767 nucleotides. Its product is annotated as probable inactive leucine-rich repeat receptor-like protein kinase At3g03770. Gene Ontology annotation, biological process: protein phosphorylation. Gene Ontology annotation, cellular component: membrane. The record is from RefSeq and is a predicted model, not a curated record. Gene Ontology annotation, molecular function: protein kinase activity; ATP binding; protein binding. NCBI's taxonomy places the organism in Eukaryota, Viridiplantae, Streptophyta, Magnoliopsida, Zingiberales, Musaceae.
CUUUGUUUCGUUCUGUACUCUCUGCUGAAUUCUGCCACCACUGCAGCUGCUGCUCCCCUUCGUCCACCUCCAUUAGUGGUGACGGACGGAUGCCUGUCGUCCACAGGCAAAGGCCAUGUGCGCUCUUUAAUGCGCGCACCCAUUGUCAAAGCGCUCAUCAGGAUCCCUGCUUCCUUCGAGUACCAAAGAUUCCGAGCGAGAACCGCCGCCUUGCAAUCUGUGUCCGAGCUUUUUCUGUCCCGUUCUUUUCCCCGUCUCUCGUUUGAUUCAACUUCCAGAACCUAGGGAGAGGAUGAGGAAUAAAUUCGUUGCGCCGCUGUUUUCUUGGUGGGUUUAGCUCGAGUUGUUCGGGAAGCUGAGAUUUUGGAGUAAAGAUCGUUUCUUGGAGCCACCUUGGUGCGGAAUUCUGGACGUUUUGAUCCUUUUGGUCUUUCUCGACAUUGGUUCGAAACAGACGAGUUUGGCCUUAAAAGAUUGAUCUUGCGGUGAGGUAGAAGUCCUUUAUUGCGAUUGAAGGCUACAUUUGCUGCGUUUGGGGUACCAAUUUAAGCUGCUUUGGUUUUAUUGUUCAGAGUUCUGUAGGCUGAUGCGCUAUAAACAAAUUAGACGAGGCGAAGGAUGUUAUGCUUAAUUGAAGUUAAUUUGUGUUGGUGCAAAGAUUUCUUAUUUAUUCAAUCGAAAGAAGAAUUUAGCGUCUCUCCGUAAGGUUUUGCCGGGUUUGCAUCAGCCAUGGCAUGCCUCAACAAUUAGAGCAGCUGCUUGUCAUCUAGGCUUGUAUGACUUUGGCAUACAGAAAUGUAGCGAGGAACACAUGAUAUUUUUUGACAUCUAGCAAAGAAAUCCGUGAUGUUAUCUUAAACCAUAGGAAGUGAAGUCGUUCGGUUCGAUCAAAGAUGGCAUGCACUUUUAUCUUACCAACAAUCAUCUUGUCUUGUUUGUUCUUGGUGCCUCUCACCGAACAAAAGAAAUCGACCCAUACCCAGUUGUUGCUGCAGUUGAGGAAGCAGCUGGAGUACCCAAUUCAGCUUGGUGCUUGGAACAACACCAAUGAUCUGUGCUAUGCGCCGUCUUCACCUAGUCAAAGCAUUACUUGUGAUGGAAGCUCCGUCACAGAGCUCAAGAUCGUGGGAGAUAAGCUUGCAAAGCCUGGUAGAUAUGACGGUUACUCAGUCACCGGCAAGACUCUUUCGCCGGGCUUUUCUGUUGAUUCUUUUGUCACAACUCUGACUAGAUUGACGAGCUUGAAAGUGGUCAUCUUGGUUUCUUUGGGGAUAUGGGGUCCCCUGCCGGACAAGAUCCAUAGGCUGUACUCACUUGAAGUGCUCGAUUUAAGCUCAAACUUUUUCUAUGGUUCCAUCCCUCCCAAGAUAUCUGCCAUGAAGAAGCUUCACACGUUUUCCCUGGAUGGAAACUAUUUCAAUGACACCGUUCCUGAUUGGUUUGCGUCAUUGGACAACCUCAUGAUUUUGAGCUUGCGGAGAAAUGGCCUGAAGGGAUUGUUGCCCGGAUCAAUUAGCAGAGUCAGCACACUAACUGAACUUGCCUUGUCAGGCAAUAGCAUUUCAGGUAAAAUCCCUGACCUAAGUAGCCUAAACAACCUUGAGACAUUGGACCUGGGAGACAACAGGUUGGACUCUGAACUGCCUAUCAUGCCCAAAGGUCUCGUCACUAUCUUGCUCAGCAAGAAUUUGUUGUCUGGUGAGAUUCCACAGCAGUUUGGGGAGUUGGAUCGACUCCAACACCUUGACCUUUCAUUUAACUUACUUGAGGGGUCUCCGCUGGCAGCUUUAUUUUCUUUGCCAAACAUCAGCUAUUUGAAUCUGGCAUCUAACAUGCUCAGUGGGUCCCUUCCGAGCAGUUUAACUUGCAGCGGCGAACUUGGGUUUAUUGACAUAUCUAGUAACAAACUCACUGGUGAAUUACCUUCUUGUUUGAGCUCAAAUUCGGAUAGGAGAGUUGUAAAGUUCAACUUGAAUUGUUUAUCUCUGAACACCCAGCAUCAGCGUGGAGCGAAUAGUUGCCAACUAAAUAACAUGAACGGGAAAGAGUCCAAGCGGAAGAACACUUGGUUGAAAGUUUCUAUCAUUGGAGGAAUUGUCUUAGUUAUGCUAUUGCUUUUGUUAGUUCUUUUUGUUUCUUGCAAAAGAAACUGUCAUCGAGCAAUAGCAGAGAAACAACAGUUGCCAAAGUCGGUGCCAUCAGCCACAGGGUUCUCAUCCGAGCUUCUUACUAAUGCAAGAUAUGUUUCUCAAGCAAUGAAGCUAGGAACACAAGUAUUGCCUACAUAUCGGACUUUUUCCUUAGAAGAGUUGAAAGAAGCAACAAAUAAUUUUGAAGGUUCAGCAUUUAUAGGGGAGGGUUCAACUGGAAAGCUGUACAAGGGGAGACUAGAUAAUGGAACCUUUAUAGCUAUAAGAUGCUUGUCAUUGUUCAAGAGACAUUCUAUAAGAAAUCUGAAGUUUCGUCUGGAUUUGUUAUCAAAACUUCGCCACCCCCAUUUGGUCUGCCUCUUGGGGCAUUGCAUCGAUACCACACAAGAUGAUUCUAGCAUCAACAGAGUCUUCCUAAUUUAUGAAUAUGUAGCUAAUGGAAAUCUUCAAAGUCAUCUUUCUGAACGCAGUAUGGAGAGGGCUCUUAAGUGGCCAGAUAGGUUGGUGGUUUUGAUAGGCAUCGCUAAAGCAGUCCACUUUUUACAUUCGGGAAUUAUUCCUGGUUUAUACAAUAAUCAACUGAAAACCAAGAAUAUUUUGCUUGAUGAGCACUUUAUAGCGAAAGUGAGUGACUAUGGGUUGUCCAUUAUCAUGGAAGAAAUUUACAAACAUGAGGCAAGGGCGGAAGGUCAGAAACCUAUUCAGAGCAAAUCUCCUGAACUGGAGAUGGCAAAUUUGGAGGAUGAUGUUUAUUCAUUGGGCUUUAUCUUACUCGAGGCACUCAUGGGACCAUCAGUGUCUGAACAAGGUUCCGAACAUUGUUUAAAAGAAUUGGCUAUGUUAGUCACUAGGCAAACAGAGCAAACACGCAUUCUUGAUCCAGUCGUACUAGCUUCUGCAUCACAGGACUCCCUAUCGAUUGUGAUCUCCAUAACAAGUAAAUGCUUGUAUGAGGAAUCGUCUCGCCCUUCGGUCGAAGACGUGCUGUGGAACUUACAGUAUGCUGAGCAAGUACAAGCUACGGCAGACGGUGAUCGGAAGUCCGACAUCGUAUCACAAGCAUGAUCCUGAUUUGGAGUUUCCUAUAGCAUGGAUCACAGAGAUUAAAUUCAAUGUGGCCCUUUGCCGCUACUUCAGUGCAGAGAUUCAAGUGAACAAGGUUUCUAGGCUUGGAGAAAUGUUAUCCAAGAUGCUGUAACAACAGAGAGGUUCCGAAAAGAGCAGUCCCUGUUUUGCGUAUUCCAUUUUCAUAUUCUCCACGAUCCCAUUGCUACGAUUACUUUGUGCAUCUAAUCACUCCAUCUGUAAUUAAUUGUCUUCUAUCCAUUGACUUCAGAGCAGAGUUUUGUGUUCUUGCUGUUGGGAUAUCCAUAUUUACCAGAAUCUGUUCAUGCUUGAACUGCCAAGCAAAUGCAAUCACUUGCUGGUGAAAAUAUUUGUUUCAGUUCGCAAGCUCAAUUUGCCUCUCGCCUUUAUCACUGAUAGUCCAGUGCUGUCAGAUGUCAACUAUCAUGUAUUUACUUCAGACCAAUUACUGCACUUGUAGAAUGGAUUCCAUUUAUAUGACAUGCAGAGGAAUGCGUACUUCUUCCCUUCCAUGCUGCUAUUGCUCAGUUC